AUGGCGAGGAACGUUCAGCGACUGGAGAUAGGAAAGAAAGAAAAUGAAGACAGUGGCCUCGCCUUUGCGGGUCUCGGAACAGACCAGAUGCAACGCGAUGGAUUACUGUGCAGAGAGUGGGGAGGUGGAUUGAGGCCGACUUUCCUCAUUUCCUUGAGGCUGGGAGCGAGUCGGUACAGUAGCCUCCUGCCAGCCAGCCGGACCUUCCUCGCACGCCGCGCGGGCCGCACCGCGCGAGCGGCUGUUCGCCGCGCGUCACCACAUGCUACGGUGCUCGGUCCUCAGUGUGCGGACUGUCUCCCGUGCGGAUGUGGACAACAUCGGGAAACCGUGGUUUGUUCUGAUGUCAUUGUGUUGACGCCGCGAUUUGGGGUUUCCUCAAGGUUCAAUGCGAUGGCAGUGCUGGCGCGAGGUUCGAAGUAUGGGUUAUCGCAAUGCAAAUCCAGUGAUAAAACAUUGUGCUACGUCAAGUUGACCGACUCUGCUUUGAAGGCCAUCGAAGAGUUCUCACGCCAACGGGCUUGCUUCGGAGGCGACAAAGAUGCUCAAAUACAGUUCUCGAAGAACGAAGGGUAUUCCGUCGCGAGGGAUCUCCUGAUAUUUUUGGGUAUCGAACUUGGUCAAAGGCGAAAUGGUGUUGCGGACGUCUCCUGA
This is a messenger RNA of Notodromas monacha, 654 nucleotides long. The record is from the annotation of a GenBank genome assembly. Lineage: Eukaryota; Metazoa; Arthropoda; Ostracoda; Podocopida; Cyprididae.